Messenger RNA from Symphalangus syndactylus (siamang), 4153 nucleotides. RefSeq names its product glycogen phosphorylase B (gene PYGB). Gene Ontology annotation, cellular component: cytoplasm. The record is from RefSeq and is a predicted model, not a curated record. Gene Ontology annotation, molecular function: glycogen phosphorylase activity; pyridoxal phosphate binding. Lineage: Eukaryota; Metazoa; Chordata; Mammalia; Primates; Hylobatidae. Gene Ontology annotation, biological process: glycogen catabolic process.
GGCCCCGCCCCGGCGCAGCGCGCAGGCGCGGCCGGUCCCGCCUGCAAAGCCGCAGUGCCGGGCGCCAGAGCGGCUGCACCAUACCGGCGGUCGCGUGUUUAGCCGCUUUCCUCCUGCAUCUCUUUUCCUCCGCCUCGGCCGACGCGAUGGCGAAGCCGCUGACGGACAGCGAGAAGCGGAAGCAGAUCAGCGUGCGCGGCCUGGCGGGGCUAGGCGACGUGGCCGAGGUGCGGAAGAGCUUCAACCGGCACUUGCACUUCACGCUGGUCAAGGACCGCAAUGUGGCCACGCCCCGCGACUACUUCUUCGCGCUGGCGCACACGGUGCGCGACCACCUGGUGGGCCGCUGGAUCCGCACGCAGCAGCACUACUACGAGCGUGACCCUAAGCGCAUUUAUUAUCUUUCCCUGGAAUUCUACAUGGGUCGCACGCUGCAGAACACGAUGGUGAACCUGGGCCUUCAGAAUGCCUGCGAUGAAGCCAUCUAUCAGUUGGGGUUAGACUUGGAGGAACUCGAGGAGAUAGAAGAAGAUGCUGGCCUUGGGAAUGGAGGCCUGGGGAGGCUGGCAGCUUGUUUCCUUGACUCAAUGGCUACCUUGGGCCUGGCAGCGUACGGCUAUGGAAUCCGCUAUGAAUUUGGGAUUUUUAACCAGAAGAUUGUCAAUGGCUGGCAGGUAGAGGAGGCCGAUGACUGGCUGCGCUACGGCAACCCCUGGGAGAAAGCGCGGCCCGAGUAUAUGCUUCCCGUGCACUUCUAUGGACGCGUGGAGCACACCCCCGACGGCGUGAAGUGGCUGGACACGCAGGUGGUGCUGGCCAUGCCCUACGACACCCCAGUGCCCGGCUACAAGAACAACACCGUCAACACCAUGCGGCUGUGGUCCGCCAAGGCUCCCAACGACUUCAAGCUGCAGGACUUCAACGUGGGAGACUACAUCGAGGCGGUCCUGGACCGGAACUUGGCUGAGAACAUCUCCAGGGUCCUGUAUCCAAACGAUAACUUCUUUGAGGGGAAGGAGCUGCGGCUGAAGCAGGAGUACUUUGUGGUGGCCGCCACGCUCCAGGACAUCAUCCGCCGCUUCAAGUCAUCCAAGUUCGGCUGCCGGGACCCUGUGAGAACCUGUUUCGAGACGUUCCCAGACAAGGUGGCCAUCCAGCUGAACGACACUCACCCCGCCCUCUCCAUCCCCGAGCUCAUGCGGAUCCUGGUGGACGUGGAGAAGGUGGACUGGGACAAGGCCUGGGAAAUCACGAAGAAGACCUGUGCGUACACCAACCACACUGUGCUGCCUGAGGCCUUGGAGCGCUGGCCCGUGUCCAUGUUUGAGAAGCUGCUGCCGCGGCACCUGGAGAUCAUCUAUGCCAUCAACCAGCGGCACCUGGACCACGUGGCCGCACUGUUUCCCGGGGAUGUGGACCGCCUGCGCAGGAUGUCUGUGAUCGAGGAGGGGGACUGCAAGCGGAUCAACAUGGCCCACCUGUGUGUGAUUGGGUCCCAUGCUGUCAACGGUGUGGCGAGGAUCCACUCGGAGAUCGUGAAACAGUCGGUCUUUAAGGAUUUUUAUGAACUGGAGCCAGAGAAGUUCCAGAAUAAGACCAACGGCAUCACCCCCCGUCGGUGGCUGCUGCUGUGCAACCCGGGGCUGGCCGAUACCAUCGUGGAGAAAAUUGGGGAGGAGUUCCUGACUGACCUGAGCCAGCUGAAGAAGCUGCUGCCGCUGGUCAAUGACGAGGUGUUCAUCAGGGACGUGGCCAAGGUCAAACAGGAGAACAAGCUCAAGUUCUCGGCCUUCCUGGAGAAGGAGUACAAGGUGAAGAUCAACCCCUCCUCCAUGUUCGACGUGCAUGUGAAGAGGAUCCAUGAGUACAAGCGGCAGCUGCUCAACUGCCUGCACGUCGUCACUCUGUACAACCGAAUCAAGAGAGACCCGGCCAAGGCCUUUGUGCCCAGGACUGUUAUGAUUGGGGGCAAGGCAGCGCCCGGUUACCACAUGGCCAAGCUGAUCAUCAAGUUGGUCACGUCCAUCGGCGACGUCGUCAAUCAUGACCCAGUUGUGGGUGACAGGUUGAAAGUGAUCUUCCUGGAGAACUACCGCGUGUCCUUGGCUGAGAAAGUGAUCCCAGCCGCUGAUCUGUCGCAGCAGAUCUCCACUGCAGGCACUGAGGCCUCGGGCACAGGCAACAUGAAGUUCAUGCUCAACGGGGCCCUCACCAUCGGCACCAUGGACGGCGCCAACGUGGAGAUGGCCGAGGAGGCCGGGGCUGAGAACCUCUUCAUCUUCGGCCUGCGGGUGGAGGAUGUCGAGGCCUUGGACCGGAAAGGGUACAAUGCCAGGGAGUACUACGACCACCUGCCCGAGCUGAAGCAGGCUGUGGACCAGAUCAGCAGUGGCUUUUUUUCUCCCAAGGAGCCAGACUGCUUCAAGGACAUCGUGAACAUGCUGAUGCACCAUGACAGGUUCAAGGUGUUUGCAGACUAUGAAGCCUACAUGCAGUGCCAGGCACAGGUGGACCAGCUGUACCGGAACCCCAAGGAGUGGACCAAGAAGGUCAUCAGGAACAUCGCCUGCUCGGGCAAGUUCUCCAGUGACCGGACCAUCACGGAGUAUGCACGGGAGAUCUGGGGCGUGGAGCCCUGCGAUCUGCAGAUCCCGCCCCCCAACAUCCCCCGGGACUAGGCACACCCUGCCUUGGCGGGACCAGCGGGCAUUUGUUUUCUUGCUGACUUUGCACCUCCUUUUUUUCCCAAACACUUUGGUGGUCCCUGCUUUUCUGAGUACCAUGUUUCCAGGAGGGGCCAUACAGGUCAGGGUGGUUUUGAGAGAGCAGGGCAAGGAAGGAAUGUGCUAGAAGCGCUCCUAGUUUCUUGUAAAGGAAGCCAGAGUUGACAGUACAAAGGGUCGUGGCCAGCCCUGCAGCUUCAGCACUUGCCCCACCCAGAGUGGGAGGCAGGUGGAGCCGCCUGCUGGGCUCCCCCAGAACUUUGCACGCAUCUUGCUAUGUAUUAGCCAAUGUCUUUAGUGUUGAGCCUCUGGAUUUUGGGGUCUGGGCCAGUGGCCAUAGUGAAGCCUGGGGACUUGUGUUACUGCAACAUCUGGGCUGCCAGCCACAGGGAAGGGCCAAGCCCCAUGUAGCCCCAGUCAUCCUGCCCAGCCCUGCCUCCUGGCCACGCUGGGAGGGGUCAGAUCCUCCAGGCAUCGCCUUCACACCCCCCUGCCCCCUGCCCCCUGCUCUGGCUCUGCACCUGGUAUAUGGGUCAUGGACCCAGAUGGGGCUUCUUUUGUAGCCAUCCAAUGGGCAUUGUGUGGGUGCUUGGAACCCGGGAUGACUGAGGGGGACAUUGGAGUGGGUGCCUGUGUCUGCUGUCUCAGAGGUCUUGGUCAGGAUGAAGUUGGCUGAUGCAGCUUAGCUUGGUUUUGCUUAUUUAAAAGAGAAAAUAAUAACUACACAUGGAAAUGAAACUAGCUGAAGACUUUUCUUGUUUUAGCAACUGAAAAUUGUACUUGGUCACUUUUGUGCUUGAGGAGGCCCAUUUUCUGCCUGGCAGGGGGCAGGUCUGUGCCCUCCUGCUGACUCCCACUGUGUCCUGAGGUGCAUUUCCUGUUGUACACACAAGGGCCAGGGUCCAUUCUCCCUCCCUUUCCACUGGUGCCACAGCCUCGUCUGGAAAAAGGACCAGGGGUCCCGGAGGAACCCGUUUGUGCUCUGCUUGGACAGCAGGCCUGGCACUGGGAGGUGGGGGUGAGCCCCUCACAGCCUUGCCCCUCCCCAAGGCUGGCAACCUGCCUCCCAUUGCCCAAGAGAGAGGGCAGGGAACAGGCUACUGUCCUUCCCUGUGGAAUUGCCAAGAAAUCUAGCACCUUGCAUGCUGGAUCUGGGCUGCGGGAGGCUCUUUUUCACCCUGGCCUCCAGUGCCCACCAGGAGGAUCUGUGCACGGUGCACAGCCCACCAGAGCACUACAGCCUUUUAUUGAGUGGGGCAAGUGCUGGGCUGUGGUCGUGCCCUGACAGCAUCUGCCCCAGGCAGCGGCUCUGUGGAGGCCAUACUCCCCGAAUUGGCCACUGGGGCCACCACCCUGACCACCACUGUGCCCCUCAUUGUUACUGCCUUGUGAGAUAAACUGAUUAAACCUUUGUGGCUGUGGUUGGCUGA